CCCGGGCGGGCGGGCGGAUGAUGAACAGCGACAGAUGAUGACUUCGGUGCCGAGAAGAAGCUCGGAGAUCAAGACCCUCGCUGAGCGAGCGCCGCAACCAAAUUUGCCUUCCAGCUUCAGAAUCCACGCAGCCACAUUUCCUUGUACUUCUUUCUGUUUGUUAAAAAAUCUAAAGGAUUUAUUGACUCCGUCUGGGUGCGACGCUUGAAGGGGCGACGUUGACAUUUCUCAGGCUCGUCAGGCGCAACUUUUACGCACGGGCGCAGUCGGCCACGGGGCGUCCCGCGGAUCUCGUCGCCGUCACGCGCGCAACUUCUACGGCACGAUCCCAACAGGUUGCGACGGCGUCGAGACGCGGAUGAGCGCGCGCGCGCGCGCGUGCGUCACCGCCGACGUUCACCGGAGCGCGCGCCACCGAGCGAGCCUCGGACGUUGUCUCUGGAGCAAACGAGGAGCCGCGCCGGUGCCGAAAUGAGCGUCAACCGCCUCACGUGGAGGAUUUUACACCUGAUAUUUGCCGCUUUGACAACAGUCGUCCCUCAAGACUCCAGCACUGAGGAGCUGACUGACACCAAGAGCGCAGUGCCUUUCCCCGUCUUCUUGCCCGUCAGCUACGAGGUUCGGGAUGCGGACUACCUUUUCUUAAAGGAAGCAGGGCAGGACUUUAUGAGGAAUUUCAGCACGCAGAGCAGCACGCAGCCCUUGGUUAUUUUGCGAGCGUGCCGCCAGCCGGCCGUCAACGCGAGCUACGGCGUCGUGUCCGCGGAGCGGCUCGUGCCUCUGGAUCUGGUCCGGUCCGUGCAGCUCUUCAAUGCCCCGGAUGCCUUCACCUUCAACUGGAAGAUUCAGGCCUUUGUGCUGACGCCUCGAGUCUUCUCCAACAAGCCCAAAGUGCGGGUGCUCUUCUACGUGGCGGGGAGGGACUGGACCAGGGCGGAAGGAGCCGAGGAUGAGCUACCGUGUGUGACGGUCUACGCUUUCUGGCAGACGCAGGAGGUGAGGUGUUCCUGUGCCGUGGCAGGCGAGAGGGGAACCUGCGUGGCCGACCUGGACCUUUGCCCGGCCUGGUUCGGUCAGGGCUCCGAGAGCACAAGCGGCGAGAAACGGGACCCGGCCGCCGGUAACCUCGCAGAGCUCUACUACCAAGCGCAGCCCAGAGUCGGCGGCAACUGCAACACCCUGGAAGGCAGUCGUUGGGGAAGCUCACAACAACAGCAGGCGGAAUAUGUUCCCGCCACGCCCAUGCGGAGGAUCGGCAGCGUGCGUCUCCUGCAGGUGCCCAAAGGGAUGGCCACCCUGUCGCGACUCAAGCUCGGCAAUUCCAUCGUCGUACGGACGUCCUCCAAACCGCUGAAGAAGACCGACGUCGCCACCUUCUACAUCCUCAUGGCCAGCUCUGCUCAGCUGACUAACUUCACUCUUAGAGCGACAAUAACGAAUGGCGUGACCUUUCGUGCGGCAACAACAAGUAACGCUUUACUGUGGGACAUCACACCGGACACGGGCGCAGAUGGAGCCAUCUCGGUGUUUUGUCAGAGGAAGGCUGCCAUAGCGGGAAAAAGGCUUGAAGGCAAUCUGCUGGAGGUGCUUCAAAUGGAUUUUGAGGUGGAUGAGCUGAGCAGUCCCGCCGACAGUCAGGUCAUCGUAUGGAAGUUGGAGCUCCAAUCCAAAAAUGUGGCCAAGACGGAAGGAGCUAUGAGGAUCUACACCACUCAGAGAGACUUUGUCGGCCUGGCCCCUCUUAUAACGGACCCUGACGUCCUGAACACCGCAGUCCUGACCGGCAAGAAGGUGGCGGUGCCUGUAAGAACAGUCGCUGUGGAAGAGGACGGCCGGCUCACCGAUGUUUCGGAAUAUACGGAAUGCAGCUCUACUGAUGAAGAUGCUCUCAAGGUCUCGGACAGGUGUGACUAUGUUUUUGUCAAUGGCAAGGAGAAAAAAGGCAAAGUCAAGAUGGUGGUGAACUUCACCUACAGCUACCUCAGUGCUCAACUUGAGCUGAAUGUGUGGAUGCCGCGACUCCCCCUCCAGAUUGAGGUGUCGGACUCAGAGCUGAGCCAAAUCAAAAGCUGGAGGAUCCCUAUACUAACUUCCAAGAGAUCCGUGGAUGAAAAGAAGGCAAAGGGCUGCACGUUGCAGUUUCAGCACGCUCUGGUGCGUGUGCUAACCCACUUUGUGGCCGAGCAGGCGGACCCUCGGGACCCUAAAGCCUAUUUCCUGGGCUCUGACUGGCAGGUGGACGUAACAAGACUGGUUAGAUAUUUUAUGAAGGUGGAAGAUCCCCGUGUGGCGAGGCUGCAGGCGGGGAGGGUGCUAUCAGGCCGCGACAUCGGGACCACUGCCGUCCAGGUGUUGUCUCCACUUUCUGACACAAUCUUGGCAAAAACAACGGUGCAGGUCACAGAUGAAAAAGUGACCAUUACUGAACUGGGGGUCCAGAUGGUUGCCGGUCUCUCAAUGACCCUACAGCUCAGCCCAGGAAGCAACAGGGCCAUUCUGGCAACCACAACGACACAGGAAGUUCUGCGCUUGCCCAAACAGGAAGCCACGGUCAGUGCACGGUUGCAGUUCAGUGACGGCAGCCAGACACCUCUUGACAUUUAUGAUCCCGCCUUUUACCGUGUGACGGUGUCAUCCCUGGAUCAGGGCGUGGUGUCAGUGCGGGGCACCCCUCCAGCUGUGGUGGCAGAGGGAGAGGGCGAAGGGCUUCUGGUCCGGGUGGAAAUGUCCAUCUGCGAGGCCUGCCAGAAGUCCAAACGGAAAAGCACUGUCGCCGUGGGCAACGGCAGUCUUAAGGUCAAGUUUCAGGUGAAAAGUCGGCGACCGGACGGCAACGCCCGAGCUUCCGACGGCAGCGCCGUCGGCAAAACCGGCGAAAAAAAGAACAGCUUCAGAAAUGAUGGGGAAGAGAUGGAGAGGGACAGGAAGCAAAGGAAGCCAUCGCAGGUUCCUUCGUCGCGCAUCACAACAUCGGAGAGAGACGCCAGCACCUUGGCGGAGACCACAAUCAAAUCUACUGAAUGGACGUUCGGGACCAGCGGCAGCCUCGGGGGCGUGGGGAAACCGAGCACUUCGGGGAGCGGUCCCACCAGCACGGUCGGCGUCAGCAUGAAGAGCAGCCCCGGUGACGCCGGUCAAGCAUUGGACGUGGACAGUGUUCACUCCACAAGCACUGCGAAGGCUCCCGGUAACCUGGUCAACUCCAAUAACUUUCCCACGAAAAUUGUUGUGCCCGGACAAGAGUCUGUGGAGGUCGAGAUCAGUGGUGAGGAAGAUAUGUUGACGAACAGACCCCUUUCCGACUUAGAGAUUGGCAUGUAUGCUCUUUUGGGGGUCUUUUGUUUGGCCAUCAUGGUGUUUCUCGUAAAUUGUAUAUCAUAUGUUGUUAAGUUCAGACAUAAGAAGUCUCAGUCGCAUGGCCAGGAGCCCACAGGUCACAGGCAUGACUGGGUGUGGCUCGGUACGGACGCUGAACUAGUGAUGACCGUCCCGGGAAGUCCUGUUCAACAAGACUCGCAGACUAUGACCGCUGUGAUAGACAUCGGGCCUGAUAAAACUACUUCGCUGUCCAGAAGGCCCAGUUGCUUGGCAUCAGUCACAGACUCUCCUGUUAGCUGUGCGGGUUCAUUCAGGAGCAAACCGAUGCCCACAGAGUCCCUGCACUCGCCGACCAGCAAGAGGAAGCGAGUCCGCUUCACCACCUUUUCCACACUGGAGCGUCAGCGUUCGCCGCAUCUCCCGCUAAGGCAGAAUGGACACGGCAUCCACUGGGUCGGGAAGGAAGACACUUGUGAGGAGGGACCCCGAGUGCCCGUUGCACAAUCUCGGGACGGCUCAUAAUAGGGAGUCUGAUCAGAUCUCACGUUGCAGAAAAUGUGGCUUUGAUCGCCUCAAUGCCUUUGGUGACUCAGUGUCACAAAAAUGGGAGGGGAAAAAAAACACACAACCUUUUCAUUACCUGUCAAGGCCUUUUAGAUGUAUUCUAUAAUACUGUUAACACUGAAGAAAUGAGCCCGGUGUCCUACUUUACACAAAGAUAAAGCCACCAAAUGCUAUGCUGCGUGUGGAUAUCCAAUUCUUGAAAUGUUUGAACUUCCUCAUGACCAACCUACAUUACAGGAAUUGAAGAGCUUUUGAAAUGAAAUAUUAUAAUACAGAAACCAACAUGGGUUUUAAAUCCAUAUGAUAAUCACAAGUAGCGCUUUUCUUUUAAACAGUAGCCAGUUUUUAUUUCUUUAUAAUUUUAUAUUUUAUUUUAGCACACUAUAAAUUUGAAAUGUAUUAGGACUUUUUUUUGCCCAACACGAUUCUUACCUAAAGUAACCAUUGUUUUUUUUUUUUUUCUUGUUUUUUUUUUAGUACUGGGCCUUUUAAACAAAACAAUAUUAAAAUGUUCAAGUGUGCACGAUGGAGGUCAUAUUAUGUGCUAUGAAGUCUGUUAUGUUAAAAUGUGUUCCUAAUGUGCAAAUGUUGCCAUGUAUUUAAUCCAGGACACGAGUAGAUGAGAAAAAAAAAAAAAAAAAAAAAAAACCCAAUGCAGGUCAAUAACGCUGUAAACUUUUAUGUCAAAAGUAAAAAUGUAGAUACAUUAAUGCCUCUACAGGUCAAUCAAAAAUGACUUUUAACCCUUGCUAAGAACGCAUUUAUGGCAGUUUUAAUUAAGAUUUGUUGUGAAAGGCAGCUGCUUAUAUAAUAUGUACAGGUAUGAUUGGAAUGUAUAUAUAUUUUUUUACCUGCAAUGAAUAGUAUGUAGCCUACUGUAUGUCUAAGCAGAUGUUGCCCGUGUGCUCGGUGGAAAGGAAUCCUUGUGCCCCUUCAAACAGGCGCUUUCUGCACUUGAAGCAAAAAGUGGUGGCGCACAGAGUGGACAUAAAAAAUAAACGAGUGCUUUCAAUUCAAAUUAAGGCACGGAGAACGCAGUACACCAACAUUUGACUUUAUUAAAUCUGAAAUAAAUAGUACACUUUCAAAUGUAUAAAAUACAUGACUGUAGCAAACAAACAUUUUUACAGUUUUAUUGCCUCAGUCAUCCCUUUUGGAUCCAAGCGCCAAUACAAAAAAAUAUAUUUUGCUACGUUUACAGCAUGUCCUUGUAAAAUACAGCAGUGUUUAUUCGAAAUAUAUCCACCGAUGAAAAACUCUUAUGCAUUGCCCAAAUCCAGCCACAUCAACAGCGUCAUUCAUACGAAACGAAAGAAAAGAGCACUAAACAUACAGAAAAUAUUUGCGUGAGUGUGGUCACGGCCGACGUCAACGCAGGAGUUGUGAGACGUGGCCUCAGUGCAGCGUGUCCAGCAACCUCCGGUAGGUUUCUCGCUCCUGUUGCAGGCUGUGAUGCUUCCCCACGUAGACUUUUCCAUUCCUUAUCACUCGCCGUCUCAGCUCAUGAUCUGACAACAGCCUCUGAGACUGACGUACAAAUUCCUGGCAGGGAUAAAGGCACAAUUAAUCUCGUUUACUGCCGAAUGCCACUUGAAGGCUGCCAUUGAAGUUGCCUGAAGAGGUUUUGAAAGCAAAGAAAUAUUACAAGACGUGAGACUAGAAUGCAGAUAAAAGUAUUUGCAUUGAUAAGUCAGUACUUCAAAAGGAUGGAGCUAUUUGUCGCCCCCAGGCUCAAAUCAAGUCCAAUGUGCUUUUUCAGCUUAUCCUAGAAUGGCUGUCACUUGCAAUUUUCUUAUGAAGAACGAACUCCCAACUUUGAACACCAUUAGCCACCGUCUCUUACGGAGACCUGCUGGGUGGCAGAGCGAGGAUAAAAACAUGAUCAAUGCUUAGUGAAGGCCCCGUUACUUGACAUAUGGCGUAUCCACACCGCAAUCCGUGGACCUAAUGGCUCAGCAGACUGAGACGCACUCCAGCUCAGCCCACAUCGCGGCUCACGUGAGGUCCUACAGUCCCUAUUUCAAAUUCCUCUGGUUGGUAAUAUUCUACUUUUCAAUCCCAGUUUCGCUCUGGUGUAUCUGUCGGAAUUACACAAAUUGCAAGUCCAGUACGUUUCGCGUUGAAAUGGCUAAACGCUAAGAGACUGUCAAAGAUAAGGCAUAAGCUUGUCAGCAGAAAAUAGUUGGUGGGGUGGCAGCAGUAGCUUUUUGGCUAAAGUCUCUGCAGUGUGAAUCGUAUGUGAAUCGUAUCAAAAAGCUUAACAUGCGAUCUGUGCUUUUGCUGUAUACCUGAGGGGAAGAGUAUAGCAGACCAGUGAUGUCGUGUUGUACCACAGCUUUAUUUCCCGGAAUGUCCCUGGCCACCACAGGUAGCCCCAGAUCCAUUGCCUGUGGGACGACAAAGCAUUAGAUUCAAGAGUCGCAGGUCAUUGCAAGAUUCCUCACCGGCACAAUAGUGUGUGUUGUAACUGGCGGCUUAUUUGCGUUGUUAAAACAGAUGAGGAUCCACGUAUGGGUCAGGGGAGCAUUUCUUGUCCAUUCAUCCAUAACAAAAACACCUGGCCAUUAUUAAGAGUAAAAAUCUGCAAAUGAUUUGUUAUUCGCUGCUAAUUUCAGUCAAGCUUGAAAGUGUUCAAUUCAGAGCGAGGGCUUCCUUCUUCUUCAAAACCUUCUCAGAGCAUGGCAAUGUAAUAAUGUUACGCUAAUGUUUCCAAAAACAUUUAUGUUCAAAAACGUUUUCUUUUAGUCAGUUUCGUUCACGUUUAUCCUGUUCGGCCAAUGACCUUCACGUUUGGAAUGUUUGAGAAUGUUGAACAUUCAGUAACACCUAUUUGUUUUGAUUUAGGUGGAUUUAUGUACAUAUUUGAGCUUGUAUGUAGAAUUCAGACCCUAUGUGGAUUAGAGAAAAGCAAAAAUGAAUUCAAACUUGUGUAGCUAAAUCUUGUUUGUAGAACACAUUGAAAAUGUAUGUUGUAUAAUUAUCCCACUGGAGAAAAUGAAUGGUUCAGAUGCAUAAUAUUAAGCCCCAAAUUAAUAUGACAAUCUUUCCCAUG
Phycodurus eques (leafy seadragon) is the source of this 6934-nucleotide messenger RNA. Its product is annotated as transmembrane protein 132D. The record is from RefSeq and is a predicted model, not a curated record. NCBI's taxonomy places the organism in Eukaryota, Metazoa, Chordata, Actinopteri, Syngnathiformes, Syngnathidae.